UCGGUGAAAAAAUCGCAACCUUCUUAGCCAGUUUCAUUCUUCUACGUGGAUCGGCAAAGUGAGAAAACCCCCGCAGCCUGCUGCGACCUAGGAGAAGAACGCAGCCAGGAUGAGGUUGUACCUGCUGGUUGGGCUGCUGUUCUGCGGAAUUUCGGCGUUGAACGCCGCCACCGACAAGGUGGUGUGCUACUACGGUUCUUGGGCGACUUACAGAACCUCGAGUGGAAAGUACGAUGUCGAAGACAUCAACCCUAGCUUGUGCACGCACAUAAUCUACACCUUUGUGGGAUUGGACGGAUCUACAAGUUUACUGAGAAUUCUAGACUCGUACGCGGAUAUAUCACUUCAGGGUUACAAACGCUUCGUAAACCUGAAGCAACGCAACCCAAAUGUCAAGCUGUUGAUCGCGAUCGGAGGCUGGAACGAAGGAUCUGCCACGUACUCCUCGAUGGCGUCUACGGCGGUGACCCGUAAGGCGUUCAUCGACUCCGUGGUGCACCACGUGAAGACGUACGGCUUCGAUGGGUUCGACAUUGACUGGGAAUAUCCGACGCUGCGCGGUGGAAGUCCUGACGACCGUGUCAACUUUAUCAGCCUGUUGCAGGACAUGCGCACGCGAUUCGAUAAGGAAGGUUUGUUGUUGACGAUCGCGGUGGCAGCGACCAGCGACUACCAUCGAUCGGCUUACAACGUGCCCGAGAUCAACAAGUACGUGGACUUUGUGAACCUGAUGUCGUACGACUUGCACGCCUCUUGGGACGGUCAAACGGGGCACAACGCGCCACUUUACCCGGCCAGUUGGGAGGUGUCGUCCUCGUACCUGAAUCAACUCAAUGUGGACGCCUGCGUUCGAGGUUGGUUAGAUUCCGGACUUGAUCCCAAUAAGCUGAUCAUGGGUAUCCCAGCCUUCGGACACACUUUUACACUUGCUUCGACCUCCAGUACGGGAGUCGGCGUGCGUACGAUCGGUGGAGGUAACGCUGGUCCGUACACCUUUGAAAGUGGAACUCUUUCAUACCUGGAGAUCUGCGAGCGAUUCAAGGCUGGCGGCUACACGAAGUACUGGGAUGACGUUCAGAAGGUGCCCUACGCUGUCAACGGUAACCAGUGGAUCUCGUACGACGACGUGACUUCGAUCGAACUCAAGGUGGCCUACGCCAAGAACAAGAAGCUCGGUGGAGUUAUGGUUUGGUCGCUCGAAUCGGACGACGAUCGGAACCUGUGCGGUGGAGGACCACACACGAUCGGCACCACCGUCUACAACGCGGUAUUUGGAUCAUCGCCCCCACCUACAUCACCAACGACCGUGACACCAGCGACGACCACUACGACCAAACCGGUGACAACCACCACAACGAAACCCGUGACUACAACAACAGCGAAACCAGCUGCCACAACUUCAACGCAGAAACCCGCGGUCACGACAACAACGCAGCAACCUGCUACCACAACAACCCCAUCCGGAACGCUGAUCUGUCCCUCGUCCGGCUUCAAGCGGGAUCCCACCAAUUGUGGAGCCUUCUACCAGUGCUAUCCUGGACAGCCGGUCAACUACGCUUGGCGCUUGCUCUGCCAAUCGGGAUUGUACUUUGACGAGGCAAGCAGCACCUGCAACUGGAGCUUCCUGGUCAGCUGUUAUAAGGUGUUCUGCUUCUACCUGGGCUCUGCCAAAUACCGCGUCGGCAAUGGCAGAGUCACGAUCGGUGACCUCAACCCAACCCUCUGCACACAUCUGGUAUACCAGCACUACACGCUGUCGUUGGCCGGAGCCGUCCAGGACGUGGACACCAACGAGUUAAAGCAGCUGCUGGCUCUCAAAGCCUCGAACCCUUGGAUGAAGGUGCUCGUUUCCGUGGGAGGACCAACCCUCAGCUCCAAGACAAUGUCCGGCCUGGUGAAGAACAUUACCCAGCGUCGACUCGUGGUCAAGAACCUCAUAGCGCUGAUCGUUAACAACGCCCUGGACGGACUGGACAUUGCCUGGUUCUACCCCGUACUGCUGGGUGGCGAACCGGGUGAUCGCGACCUGUUCGUCCAGCUACUCCUGGAACUCAACGUCCAACUCCGACCGGCGGGUAAACUCCUCACCAUCUCCGUCGCUCCAACGAAGGACUUUUUCCCGUCCGCUUACAACGUGCCCGAGAUCGACAAGUACGUAGACUACGUCAACGUGAUGGCGUUCGAUCUGCACGCGUCCUGGGACGGCCGUACCGGACUCAACUCACCCGUCUACCGCGCCUUGGAGGAAACCACCCGAGCGGAACGUGAACUCAACGUUGAUUUCAUCCUGACCGGGUGGACCACCGCCGGUAUCGCGACCGACAAGAUCAUCCUGUGCGUUUCGGCCAACGGGCACAGCUACCGUCUGGCGGACCCGAUCAACAACAAACUGAGGGAUCGCUCGAUCGGACCGGGAACGGAAGGACCGUACCUGGGCAAGCAGGGAGAUCUGAGCUACCUGGAAUCCUGUGAAAAGCUGAAAGCUGGAGGUUGGACCAAAGUUUGGGACGAUCGUCAACAAGCCUAUUACGCGUACAAAACGGACCAGUGGAUCUCGUACGAAACCGUUGAAUCGCUCACGCUGAAGAUCGACCUGGCCAAAUCGUACCAAGUCGGAGGGGUCGGAAUGUGGAGCAUGGAAGGGGACGACAUCAGAAACGUCUGCGGUGGAGGCCACUGGCCGCUGAUGAUGCCACUCUACAGUAGCGUAUAUCCGGACGGUUGGAAGUUCCCCAACUCGGAAAUCCCAACAACUACCAGCACCACCACGAAACCAACGACCACAACCACAACGACCACCGCGAAACCAACGACGACCACGAGCAGCCCAAAUCCGCCGGGGGAGCUACCGAAAUACUGUCCGACGAGUGGAUUCGUGCGCGAUCCGGUGGAUUGUGCCACGUUCUAUCGGUGCAUUCCGGGCGCGAGUUUCUUGAUACUGUCCAAGAGUACCUGCGGCGCUGGGACGUACUUUGAUCCGAAGAUUCUGACCUGCAACUGGGCGUCGUUUGUGCAGUGUUGA
Molecule: messenger RNA, 3022 nt
Organism: Culex quinquefasciatus (southern house mosquito)
Lineage: Eukaryota; Metazoa; Arthropoda; Insecta; Diptera; Culicidae
Product: probable chitinase 10
Exons: 6
Coding region: 110-3022 (970 amino acids)
Biological process (GO): chitin catabolic process; carbohydrate metabolic process
Cellular component (GO): extracellular region
Molecular function (GO): chitin binding; chitinase activity
Source: RefSeq, a predicted model, not a curated record